CAACUGCCCGACGCUCGCAACCAUCUGUGCAACACAACAACGCCAAUAGCAAAGGUACACGGUGCACACCAAUCUCCCAGACUCCUUCUUGAUCCCCGUCCUUUUUGUUUCUGCUAGACAUAUCCUCUUUCUACAACCAAACUCGGCUUGUCUAUCUCCGCCAUCAUGUCUACUGCAGCCCGCCGCCGCUUGAUGCGCGACUUCAAGCGCAUGCAGACUGAUCCUCCGGCCGGUGUAUCUGCAUCCCCGGUUGCUGAUAAUGUAAUGACCUGGAACGCAGUCAUAAUAGGCCCUGCCGACACGCCCUUUGAAGAUGGAACGUUCCGCCUGGUCAUGCACUUUGAAGAAGCGUACCCCAACAAGCCGCCAGGCGUCAAGUUUAUCAGCCAGAUGUUCCAUCCCAACGUAUACGGAACCGGAGAGCUGUGUCUAGACAUUCUGCAGAAUCGGUGGUCACCCACGUACGACGUCGCAGCUAUCCUGACGAGCAUUCAGAGUUUGCUCAAUGACCCCAAUACGUCGUCGCCGGCCAACGUCGAAGCAUCCAAUCUGUACAAGGAGAACCGUAAGGAGUACACCAAGCGCGUACGCGAAACUGUAGAGAAGAGCUGGGAAGACUAGGGUAGCAAUAGGGACAUGAAGUUCACGACAUGAUAUGGCAUCGUAUGGAGUUAUGAGGUACAAGGACGAUAUCACUUGUGUUAGCCUGGCAGUCUGUGGGCUUUUGCCGGACAGCUGUUCCAGCACGGCGUCUGAUCUGAUUUUCUGGGUGAUUUGGGCAAGUUUGGCUAGGUAGUCGAAUAUACGAGCACUCCCUUUUGUCUUGUUCUCGAU
This is a messenger RNA of Bipolaris sorokiniana ND90Pr, 834 nucleotides long. RefSeq lists its product as uncharacterized. Gene Ontology annotation, biological process: protein polyubiquitination; proteasome-mediated ubiquitin-dependent protein catabolic process; DNA repair. The transcript has 4 exons. Gene Ontology annotation, cellular component: HULC complex. Bases 166 to 621 code for a protein of 151 amino acids. Lineage: Eukaryota; Fungi; Ascomycota; Dothideomycetes; Pleosporales; Pleosporaceae. Gene Ontology annotation, molecular function: ubiquitin conjugating enzyme activity. The record is from RefSeq and is a predicted model, not a curated record.